Acanthosepion pharaonis is the source of this 690-nucleotide messenger RNA. NCBI's taxonomy places the organism in Eukaryota, Metazoa, Mollusca, Cephalopoda, Sepiida, Sepiidae. The record is from the annotation of a GenBank genome assembly.
AUGAUAUUUAUUCUGCAUCAGUUGGAUACAAAAAGUAUUAAGUCCGGCCAAUAUGACCACGAGACUAAGUGCCGCCUCAAUUCUAUCGGGGAUCGAUCUGGCAUUAGGACCACAUUAGCGACAACAAUUCUUUGCCGGACACUAGUGACCGACCGAACGACCACUACGUCCGAAGAGUUGCUGACCAAUGCCAACCGACUAAAUGACCGAGCACUGAACAAUGUAUUUCCCCCCUGUCGUUCGUUGUUUAUCUGCGUUUCUUGGGCAGUGUCCCUUUUUAGCCAGCCGCGGGCAUUCUCAGUGUCGCCUUUCUUUUUUUCUCUCUCUCCUUCCAUUAUCCAUUCCCCUCUACCCACUAUUUUUAUUCUUACUGCUUUACACGUUUUAUCCGACCGACACCCUACACGAAAAACUCAUGAAAUGGCCUUUUCUCUUUCCCGAGACACGUCCGCUGUCCCCUACCCUAUAGGCCGUCCGAUGUUGGUUCUGUACCCACAAAAACUACGCUCGUUCGUUGUCUUUCCAAACCCUCUUGUUUUCUCCACAAACAGCCGCUUCAACUGUCUUCCCCGUAACGCGAUGCCCACAGCAUUCGAUCGCUGGCCUUUGCCUCUACUAUUUCGAGCGGACUUUGAAUACUUAACAAGUCUGCUACUAAGUGCACUCACAGAGACUAAGCCGAUUUUUUAA